Messenger RNA from Topomyia yanbarensis, 2322 nucleotides. RefSeq lists its product as uncharacterized. Lineage: Eukaryota; Metazoa; Arthropoda; Insecta; Diptera; Culicidae. The record is from RefSeq and is a predicted model, not a curated record. The coding region runs from base 133 to 2322 and encodes 729 amino acids. The transcript has 3 exons.
AAGACCUUGUUAAAGAAAACAGGAUCAAGGCGCUCUUAUGAUAGAAAAAGGAAUGAAAAUAAAAAUGAAUCAACAGAGUGUCAUAACAACAUUGCAAAAGAUGUAUUAUGUGGAUUUGAUAAUAAAAAAAUAAUGCGUAAGAAAAAAAAGCAAGAAAAUAUAAAAGAAAAACGAUGCGACUCCACAUAUAAAGAGAACGAGAAAAGGAAAAAUAUUGAGCGAAUGCAACUAUUACGUCGUAGAGAUACCUUCUCCAUGGAGCGAAGAAAGAACAAACAAAGGAUGCAGAUGAAACGAAUUGAAGAUAAGAAUUAUGCAAUCCAAGAAAAAGUUAAAAACACUCAAAGGAUUAAACGAAAGAGAGCUAGAGAUGAAGAUUAUACAGCGCAGGAAAAAAGGAAAAAUAUAAAAAGAAUGAAAAUCAUGAGAGAAGUAGAACAUUAUCAAGCUCAGGAGAAAAUCAAUAAUACACGAAGGAUGGAACGAACAAGAAACGAGGAUGAAAUUUAUGCAAUACAAGAGAGAGAUAAAAAUGCUAUAAGAAUGCAAAAGAAAAGAAAAAGUAAUGAAGAUUAUAUAACACAGGAAAAGGAUAAAAACAAGCGGAGAAUGAAAAGGAAAAGAACGGAGGAUGAUAGUUAUGUAACCCAGGAGAAAAUCAAAAAUAACCGGAGGAUGGAGAAAAUGAGAACAGAGAAUGAAGAUUAUAGAACACAGGAAAACGAUAAAAACGGUCGAAGAAUAAAAAGAAAAAGAGCGGAUGAUGAAAAUUAUGCUACUCAAGAGAAAAUCAAAAACAAUGAGAGGAUUCAGAAAAAAAGGGCCGAGGAUGAAGGUUAUAAACGAAACGAAAGAAUUACAAAUAAAGAUCGAAUGAAAGUCAUUCGUUCUGAACAAAACUACACACAGAAGGAGAACGAAGCUAACAUCUUACGAAUGCACACCUUACGCGAUGAAAAUUCGUACAGAGAAUCGGAAAGAAAUCAUGAUAGAAUGGCCAAACGUGUUCAGCGAGGAUGUGCAAUUAUUACUCAUCGUAAUACCGUGUACAACCAUCUGAAUGAAGACAAGUCAAAUAUACAAUCACGAUUACUGUUGAAAUUUAUUGAAAAUAGGCAACAAGUUCCAAAUUACAUGUGCUGUUGUUGCGAAGGAGCCUUUUUUGAAGCAGGUGUUGUGAAAAUUACUCGUGAAAAGGUAAAAUUAAAACUGAAGAUCAAAGCCCGAUUCAGUGAAUCGAUAAUCGACUCUCGAAUUUUGAAUAGUUAUGAUGAACGAAUGCAAAAUUAUGCUUGUCAUACAUGCAUCAGAUAUAUAGAAAAUGGGAAAGUACCAAAACUGGCGAGUAGCAAUGGAUUGAAAUUACCUCUAGUACCUGAAUGCUUAAAAAUUCUUAACGAUAUUGAAGAGAGAUUGCUGGCUCCAUUUGUUCCAUUUAUGAAAGUUAUUCUAAUGUCCCACCGAGCUUCAAACCCGCAAGUAGGAAUGAAAGGCAGCGUCGUAUACAUUCCUGUAGAUGUGAAUGAAAUGAUUUUAUCGCUUCCAAGAAAUCUUCACAAUGUUAAUAUUAUGGCAAUUCCCGUAGAUUUUAAAAGAAAUCUAGGACAUUCUUCCAGUUAUCUCCGCGGAUAUGUUCGUCCAGAAGUACUCAAAAAUGCGGCAAAUUAUUUGCGGAGCACAGAGCUGUACCAAAAAUAUGGCAUAGAAUUCGCAAAUAAUUUUUCGGAUGAGUAUGAAAAUGACGCGAACAUCGAUGACUUAAUCUCAUUAAAAGAUGGAAAUGAAAAUAUUGCGUAUGAUGAUGAUAUGGAUAGUGAAAACGAAUUUUACCAACAACUGAAUGAUGGAGAUGAUGAAUGUCUCUUAUUUGAUUUCAACGAAAUUGUGGCAAAUAACUCAGUGGUUGUGAUGGCCCCAGGCAUUGGUCAACGACGGGCUAAACUGCUGCUAUACUACCAAAAUGUUGGUGGUAUUAAUUCAAUCGUUGAGCAAUACCGUCUUGCAGUCUCCGACAAGAGUUUUGACAUCAUUGUCUUCGUCGAAACAUGGUUGAACGAUGACACACUUUCCAGUCAGGUGUUUGGUACUGAAUACGAGGUGUUUCGUUGUGACCGGAGCCCUAGCAACAGCCGAAAAUCCACCGGAGGCGGCGUAUUAGUAGCGGUUAAAACCAGCUUGAAGGCAAGAAUCGUCGAGAACACUUCUUGGGAUUGUCUAGAGCAGGUUUGGACGAUUAUCGAGCUUGGCGACCGCAUGUUCCAAAGAAAGUUCACCAUCGACAAACCGGCCCUCCAUGGCAAACGAAUACUCUGCGACGGCUGA